AUCAAGCCUCACUACUCCGCAGCCUUCAUGUUUGACAGCGCAGAGGGAAGAAGAAGAACAGAAGAAGAACAGAAGAAGGAGAAGAAGAAGAAGGAAACUGACUGACGCUUUUUCUGACUUUCUGACGCACCGGGGAACUUUUUGUCCAUGUCACCAGCAAGCCUGAGGCCAGGACACUCAUCAGCCUGUACCAAAGUUCUUUGCCUUUUCCACGGAUUAAUUUAACCAGACCAACCAGGGAUUCGAUAGCCUGGUUAUGGAUUUUAACCUGCUGACGGACAGUGAAGCCCGCAGCCCGGCGCUGUCGCUCUCCGACUCCGGGACCCCGCAGCACGAGGCGGGAUGUAAAGGCCAGGACACCAGCGACACAGAGAAAUCCCACCAGAACCAGCUGGAUGAGUCCAGCGCUGACGACGGCUCUCUGAAGAAGAAGCAGCGGCGGCAGAGGACUCACUUCACCAGCCAGCAGCUGCAGGAGCUGGAGGCCACCUUCCAGAGAAACCGCUACCCCGACAUGAGCACCAGAGAGGAAAUCGCAGUGUGGACCAACCUCACAGAGGCACGGGUCAGGGUAUGGUUCAAGAACCGCCGUGCUAAGUGGAGAAAGCGCGAGAGGAACCAGCAGGCAGAGUUAUGCAAAAAUGGCUUUGGUGCCCAGUUCAAUGGACUCAUGCAGCCCUACGACGACAUGUACACUGGCUACUCCUACAACAACUGGGCUACCAAGAGCCUAGCAAGCAGCCCGCUCUCUGCCAAGAGCUUCCCAUUCUUUAACUCAAUGAAUGUAAGCCCCCUAUCCACCCAGCCCAUGUUCUCGCCCCCCAGCUCCAUCCCCUCCAUGAACAUGGCCUCUGGCAUGGUGCCCUCAGCAGUGGCCGGGGUUCCCACUACGGGGCUCAACAACCUGGGCAACCUCAACAACCUCAACAGCCCCACGGCGCUCAACUCGGUAGCGGUGAGUGCAGCCACGUGCCCCUACGCCACCACAGCCAGUCCCUACAUGUACAGAGACACCUGCAACUCCAGCCUGGCCAGCCUGCGGCUCAAGGCCAAGCAGCACACCAACUUUGCUUAUCCGGCAGUGCAGAACCCCGUGUCCAACCUGAGCCCCUGCCAGUAUGCUGUGGACCGGCCGGUAUGAAGAAGAAGCUCCGACGGCGCCCCCUGACCCAACUGAC
Messenger RNA from Perca flavescens (yellow perch), 1178 nucleotides. RefSeq names its product paired-like homeodomain 3 (gene pitx3). The record is from RefSeq and is a predicted model, not a curated record. Gene Ontology annotation, biological process: anatomical structure morphogenesis; regulation of transcription by RNA polymerase II. The transcript is spliced from 4 exons. Lineage: Eukaryota; Metazoa; Chordata; Actinopteri; Perciformes; Percidae. Gene Ontology annotation, cellular component: nucleus. The coding region runs from base 257 to 1141 and encodes 294 amino acids. Gene Ontology annotation, molecular function: RNA polymerase II cis-regulatory region sequence-specific DNA binding; DNA-binding transcription factor activity, RNA polymerase II-specific.